CCAUCUUUCAGAACCCUAUUUUUGGACCCGUAAGAAACUGAAACUCUUGCAACGCAAUGUCCGUCUAGCCAAGGCCGCGUUCGUUGCAGAGGUACGAAAAAUCCGUGAGAACCAAGUCCCUAAGGACCAAUUGCUUUUCUACAAGGAGACGCGCAGGCUCGAAGAUUAUGCCGUUUUACCGGUUCAUGCCUAUAUCGUCGAACGAGGAAAACUAGUACCGAACAAGCGAGUUGCAUACGGGAUUGCGGAAGGGCCAGGUCGAUUGCUCGACAAAGCGCGAGCGCCUGCAAAGUUCUCAGACCCCGAUGCCGAAUAUUACAUCAAUAAGCAAUUAGUGCCCUGUCUGCAGAGGUUGUUCACGCUCGUGGGAGAAGACGUGCGAUCCUGGGUUCCGCCAGUAAGUGAUAAACGGUUGUUAAAAAAUCGAGGACCAUUGUCAAAGUUCAUCAAAAGCACGUGUAAGAUGUGUAAAAAGCCGAUGCUGAGGGGGACUGGCGGUAGUGGUGGAGUAGAAGAUCGAGCACGAGGCGCUGCACUACAAAAUCGUCGAAAAGAAGAUCCAAAUGAGGUUGUUGUUCUUGAUGACGAUAGUGCUGAUGAAAAAGACGAAACGCGUAAUGAAGGGAGAAACAGGAGGUCUUCUUCACUCUCAAAGAGGAACCAAGAAGUAUCAUCCUCGUCACCGAUUCUCAAUUUCUAUUCCCAGUCACAAAAACAAGUAGACCACUCAGUUAGCACUUCUGCAGCACCCAACUCUUUAUGUCCCAAAUGUCUUGCUGCACCCAACAAGCUCUUAGAAAGGACACAGGAAUUGAGGAGAGAGCUAGCUGAUAUUGAGGACACAACAUGCGCCACAUGUGUGAAAGCGCCAUAUCCCGCAAGCCUCCUAUGCCAAGCAUAUGAUUGUGACGUAUUGGGAAAACGCGCUCUGCUCAUGCAAAAUAUUGAAUCGCUACAAAGCUAGCGAUGAUGUUUAGGGAGUCAUUUGUUGUAAGUUGAGCAAUAUCUACUUCUCUGCGCAAGUUGUACAAUGAGAAAAUAUCACGAC
Messenger RNA from Amoebophrya sp. A25, 1048 nucleotides. The record is from the annotation of a GenBank genome assembly. Lineage: Eukaryota; Dinophyceae; Syndiniales; Amoebophryaceae.